Messenger RNA from Oldenlandia corymbosa var. corymbosa, 2325 nucleotides. The record is from the annotation of a GenBank genome assembly. NCBI's taxonomy places the organism in Eukaryota, Viridiplantae, Streptophyta, Magnoliopsida, Gentianales, Rubiaceae.
AUGUUGCAUCAACGAUUUUCAAACAUAGAGCAUGCUAUGGCUACACAAGUGGAGUAUUUUGAGGAUGCUUUUCAGAGGCUAAUUGACCACAAUACAAACACAAGAAGUGUUACACUUAGUAGAUCUGUGACAUCAGGAGUUAACACGGCUACAGGAGCAGUGCGUUCAGAGGUGCCACCAGUCAGUAUGGUUAAUAAUUCUUUAUAUCAUGCCAUAUUCCAAACAUCUGCAACAGAUACUCCGUUGCAGAAUCUCAGAGCGAGACCAAUUACCUCCAUUGUCUCCUCAAUAUGGCACACCAGUGAUGAUGCUUGGAACGUCAUGGGGACAACAAUUGCCCAAUCAAAGGUUCCAGGCGCCAUGGCAGGUGACUCCGGGAAUGCAGCAGCGGCAAUCCUAUCACAUCUGAGUGGACCAGAGGGUGCUCCUAGACUAACGUACAUACCACAGGGAACAGAGGAUGUAGAUGUCCAAGAAACUGCGGGUGUAACAGUCAAUCAGGGCCCUGUUGGUACGGGAAACAAUCAAGGUGCUAUUAUUGAAAAUGCAAGGCAGGCUGGUCAACACGUGCAAGCAACCAAUGAUCGCCACUUUAUAUUAUAUCAGAACCGAGUACCAAGAAAUAAUACCGCAGCUACAAAUUUGGAUGAUUCACACAUACCUCAAGGCUCUGGUGCACCGGCAGGCACCUCAGGGCAAGCUGAUGGAGCUAAUAUUGUAUCAGGUCGAAUGGUGAAUGUAGGAUUCGGAAGUCAUUCCUCUUACACAUGUUUGGUCACUGGUUGUGAAGAUUGUGAUAAAGUAUAUAAUAAGGUCAAGCAACAGUUGCAAGAGCUAGGGUCUAAAUUCGGAGGCCAUUCGCAUCGACAGAAUACACGUCCACCUGCAACAGAAGUGAAUAUAGUGAUAAAUGGACAGACACAGACAUGGAAGUUCUUCAGACGCAACAACGAGUGCCCGUCCAUACAAGGCUGGGGAAUACCAUUGUUAACCCUAAGGCUAACUCGCCAUACCAAGUUCAUGAUACAAAACCGUCAGUGUGGCAACGGAUUCAGUGUUCCAACCAAAGGGACAAUACCAAGCCCAGAACCUGCAACUGCAACAACUAUCCUCCCCAAAGCUGUGGCAAACACACUGGUUGUUCCUGAAGCAGUUUCGUUCGUAACAGAACCACAUGACGCUACAGUUGGUGGUAUUCAGCUGCUAUCUCAAGAAGGUAAAGGCUCGGUCAUAAUGCUCUCUCACCCAGCUGAGAGCUCUGGGACUCACAUUUGGCCAUUAUACAUUUGUGCCAUCAUGGAUGGAGUACCAUUGAGACGGGUGUUGGUGGACAACGAUGCAACAAUUAAUAUCUUACCCACAAGAGCUUUACAGAGAUUAGGCAAGCAACUCAAAGAUUUAGUGCCAACUGAAGUUUUAGUUAGCAGAUUUACAGGAGACGUUACAACCGCUAAAGGAAUCCUACCACUGCAAGUGGAGGUAGGAUCACAAGUGGUGGGGUCGGUGUUCUUUGUGGUUGACACUAAAGCGUCUUACAAUGCUCUUGUAGGGCGUGACUGGAUCCAUUCAGCAAGAUGUAUCCCUUCUUCAUUACAUCAAGCGAUUAUUAUAUGGGGAACAGAUGGACCAGAAAUCAUAGCUGCCGAUGCAAGUCCAUUUGCAGCUCAAGCUAAUGCUGUAGAGGCUUAUUAUUACGACAGUGAAGUAGGAAGUGUUUUGGAUACGAUGGAGUUAGAUCAAGAAUUGUUGAAGGCAAAUGAAAAGCAAGCCGCCAUCAAGCGUGUGUUGCAGUAUUUUGAGAAUGAGCAUCAACAUCAAAUUGAAACGCCUGCGGUAUGUUGGGAUGAAGUAAUUUAUGAUGCAGAUCCAGUUUCAGUCAGUGACGUCAUCAAUUUGAGUGAAUUGGCUACUGCAACUCCAAGUUUCAAAGCUACACAUUAUCAAGCUGAAUAUGAAGGAUUAAUUCAUGCACUUGAGACACUUCUAUAUAAUGGUGCAACUCAUGCAAAGGUCAUCGGAGAUUCUGCCUUAGUUGUUGGCCAAAUGAAGAAAUUAAUGGAACGAAGUGAUGAAGUCAUGGCUAAAUAUGCAGCAGUUGGAGAUAUGUUAGAUGCUCGAUUCCAGCAUAUUGAGUUUCAAAACGUUGAAAGAGAAUUCAAUGCAGAAGUAAAUGAUAUGGUGCAAUUAGCAUCCGGGUACCUUAAAACACCAUUGGGACCGGACAUCGCUUAUGACACAAUUGAUUUCGAUACUCCUGCCUAUGUCAGAUAUCCAUUGAAUGCAGAAUGUCCUGUUACAAUAAUUACUACAGCAGAAGAUUGGUGA